Eucalyptus grandis is the source of this 5198-nucleotide messenger RNA. Its product is annotated as RNA helicase aquarius. The record is from RefSeq and is a predicted model, not a curated record. The coding region runs from base 70 to 4764 and encodes 1564 amino acids. Gene Ontology annotation, molecular function: helicase activity; mRNA binding. The transcript has 14 exons. Gene Ontology annotation, cellular component: catalytic step 2 spliceosome. Gene Ontology annotation, biological process: mRNA splicing, via spliceosome. Lineage: Eukaryota; Viridiplantae; Streptophyta; Magnoliopsida; Myrtales; Myrtaceae.
GGCCUCUCCACCACCAUAAACCCUCGCUCUUCUUCUUCUUCUUCUUCUCUCUCUUCUCUCCGGCGAAAAAUGACGAAGGUGUACGGCACCGGCACCUACGACUUCAAGCGCCAUCGGGUCGCCGAGUACCCGGUUGAGCCGCCCCUCCAGCUCGCCGACAAGCCGGCCGACUCCAAGCCCGGCUCCUCCCUCCCCGCCUCCAUCACCCUCUCGGAGAUCCAGCGCGACCGCCUCACCCAGAUCGCCGCCGCCAACUGGCUCGUCUCCUCCGGCGGCGGCGAGGCGGGGGGCGGUGAGGCGGAGGGCGGGGGCGGGAGGCCCUUCGACCUGGAGCUGGUCAAGGACAUCUACGAGACGGAGCUGGUGGUGAAGGGCGGGCGGAAGCCGGUGCCCUUGCAGCGGGUCAUGAUCCUCGAGGUGAGCCAGUACCUGGAGAACUACCUGUGGCCGAAUUUCGACCCGCGGGCCGCGACGUUCGAGCAUGUCAUGUCGAUGAUUCUCAUGGUCAAUGAGAAGUUUCGAGAGAAUGUGGCAGCUUGGACAUGCUUUUAUGACCGGAAGGAUCAGUUCAAGGGAUUUCUUGACAGGGUUCUCCGUCUUAAGGAGGGAAGGGACUUAAGUAUUCCUGAGAAAACUAAUUACUUGGUUUUCAUGAUUAAUGCUUUUCAGAGUUUGGAAGAUGAAAUGGUCAGUGAGACCGUUUUGAGAUUAGCAAGUCUGCAAUCUUGGCACAGUUUGUCGUUUGGUCGUUUCCAGAUGGAGCUUUGCCUCAACCCUGAUUUGAUUAAAAAAUGGAAAAGGAUGAUAAAGAGAGAGAGCAAGGAUGCCGCGAAACGUGGUGAGCAGUUUGAUCCCUCUUCUAAGUUGGAGUCAAACUUCUUGAGGAAUCUCAUGGAGGAGUUUUUGGAGGUACUUGACUUCAAGGUUUUCCCCCAACCAGAUGAUGACAAUGGGAAUGAUGGAACAAUUGGUGCCUACAGUCUUGGACGAGUUGAUGAUGCUUCCGUCCUAUAUUGCGAGAGGUUUAUAGAAUUCCUCAUCGAUCUUCUGAGCCAGCUGCCAACAAGAAGGUACCUGAGGCCUCUUGUGGCAGAUGUGGCCAUUGUCGCCAAAUGCCAUUUAAGUGCUCUGUAUAGACAUGAAAAGGGAAAGCUCUUUGCACAACUUGUUGACUUACUACAGUUCUAUGAAGGCUUUGAAAUUAAUGACCAUGUGGGCACACAAUUGACAGAUGAUGAGGUGGUUCAGUCUCAUUAUGAACGCCUUCAGUCUUUCCAGCUACUAGCUUUUAAGAAGGUCCCCAAGCUGCGUGAACUUGCAUUGGCUAACAUCGGUGCAAUUCACAAGAGAAAUGAUCUCACAAAGAAAUUAUCUGUACUUACCAAAGAUGAGUUAAGGGACUUAGUCUGCCACAAGCUUAAGCUGGUCUCUAAGGAAGAUCCCUGGUCAGAUAGGGUGGAUUUUCUUGUUGAAGUCAUGGUAUCCUACUUUGGAAAACAACAGUCUCAGAAAGAAGCUAUAAAUGCGCUGCCACUCUACCCUAAUGAGCAGAUCAUGUGGGAUGAAAGUCUUGUACCUAGUAUAAAUUACUCAGGGGAAGGUUGUCUGGCUCUUCCCAAACUCAAUUUACAGUUCCUGACACUCCAUGACUAUCUUCUAAGAAAUUUUAAUCUCUUUCGUCUUGAGUCCACAUAUGAGAUUCGCGAGGAUAUUCAGGAGGCUGUGCCUCACCUCCUUGCAUACAUCAAUAAUGAAGGAGAAACUGCAUUCCGUGGUUGGUCAAGGAUGGCUGUGCCAAUCAAAGAAUUUAAGAUGACAGAGGUAAAGCAGCCGAAUAUUGGCGAGGUUAAGCCUGCGUCUGUGACAGCGGCAGUAACUUUUAGCAUUUCCAGUUAUAGAGCUCAAGUAAGAUCAGAGUGGAAUGCCCUCAAAGAGCAUGAUGUCCUAUUUUUGCUCUCCAUCCGCCCCUCAUUUGAGCCUCUUAGUGCAGAGGAAGCGUCAAAGGCUAGUGUGCCACAGAGGCUUGGCCUUCAGUAUGUGAGGGGAUGUGAAAUUAUUGAGAUCCGUGAUGAAGACGGAACUCUUAUGAAUGAUUUUACAGGAAGAAUCAAACGGGAUGAGUGGAAGCCCCCAAAGGGUGAAUUGAGGACUGUUACUGUUGCUCUGGAUGCAGCGCAGUACCAUAUGGAUGUCACUGAUAUUGCAGAGAAAGGUUCAGAGGAUGUUUAUGGCACGUUUAAUAUAUUGAUGAGGAGAAAACCCAAGGAAAACAACUUCAAGGCAAUAUUGGAAUCAAUAAGGGACCUUAUGAAUGAAUAUUGCAUUGUUCCUGAGUGGUUGCACAACAUAUUUCUGGGCUAUGGGAAUCCUUCUGCAGCACAGUGGACUAAUAUGCCUGAUCUUCUUGAUGUUGUAGAUUUUAAGGAUACUUUCCUGGAUGCAAACCAUUUAAAAGAGAGUUUCUCGGAAUAUGAGGUGUCCUUUGUAAAUCCAGAUGGCUCGGAAAACUCCCUACCAAAACCCCCUUUUCGCAUAAGACUUCCAAGGACUUUGAAAUCCAAUACCCAUGCUCUUCCAGGGAACAGGAAAUCUGAUACUUCAAUGGAUGAUGUUAAUGUGGCAGAUGCUGGUUCUGAAAAGGAAAAUCUCAUUGUUGAAGCUUAUAUCCCCCCUGAUCCAGGUCCUUAUCCCCAAGAUCAGCCAAAGCAAAAUUCUGUUAGAUUCACACCUACACAGGUUGGGGCAAUUAUCUCAGGCAUCCAACCAGGACUGACGAUGGUUGUUGGUCCACCUGGUACUGGAAAGACUGAUACAGCAGUGCAGAUAUUGAAUGUUCUUUAUCACAAUUGUCCUUCUCAGAGAACAUUGAUAAUCACUCAUUCAAAUCAGGCUCUUAAUGACCUAUUUGAGAAGAUUAUGGAGAGGGAUGUGCCUGCACGCUAUCUUCUUCGGCUAGGUCAAGGAGAACAAGAACUGGCAACUGAUCUGGACUUCAGCAGGCAAGGUCGUGUCAAUGCGAUGCUUGUUCGGCGAUUAGAAUUGCUUAGUGAAGUGGAAAGGCUUGCAAGAUCUCUUGGACUGCCUGAGGAUGUGGGUUACACUUGUGAAACAGCUGGUUACUUUUGGUUGCUCCAUGUAUAUUCACGUUGGGAGCAAUUUCUUGCUGCAUGUGCUGAUAAUGAAGAUAAACCAUCAUUUGUUCGAGAUCGCUUCCCCUUUAAGGAGUUCUUCUCUGACACUCCUCAGCCUGUUUUUACUGGUCAGUCAUUUGAAAAGGACAUGCGAGCUGCGAAAGGGUGCUUUUGCCAUCUUAAAACCAUGUUUCAGGAGCUUGAAGAGUGUAGGGCAUUUGAAUUGCUCAAGUCAACAGCUGAUCGAGCAAAUUACCUGAUGACCAAGCAGGCAAAGAUUGUAGCAAUGACUUGCACUCAUGCGGCCCUUAAAAGGAAAGAUUUUCUUCAAUUAGGUUUCAAGUAUGACAACUUAUUGAUGGAAGAAAGUGCCCAAAUACUAGAAAUUGAGACUUUCAUCCCAAUGUUGCUUCAGAGGCAGGAAGAUGGUUAUGCACGCCUUAAACGCUGUAUAUUGAUUGGUGAUCACCAUCAGUUGCCUCCAGUUGUAAAGAAUAUGGCUUUCCAGAAGUAUAGCCACAUGGAUCAGAGCCUCUUCACUAGGUUUGUUCGUCUGGGGAUACCCUACAUUGAGCUUAAUGCGCAGGGUAGAGCCCGGCCAAGUAUUGCCAAGCUUUAUAACUGGAGGUACCGUGAUUUGGGAGAUCUUCCUUUCCUAAAGGAGGCUGCCAUCUUCCACAAAGCAAAUGCUGGGUUCACUUAUGAUUAUCAAUUAAUUGAUGUGCCUGAUUACCAUGGGAGAGGUGAGAGUGCCCCUUCGCCAUGGUUCUAUCAAAAUGAAGGAGAGGCUGAAUAUGUAGUUAGUGUCUAUAUGUACAUGCGCUUACUGGGGUACCCAGCAAAUAAGAUUUCCAUCUUGACAACUUACAAUGGCCAGAAACUUUUGAUCCGUGAUGUUAUCAACAGACGAUGUGUUCCUUAUGACUUCAUCGGUCCUCCCAGCAAGGUCACUACAGUUGAUAAGUUCCAGGGUCAGCAAAAUGAUUUCAUCUUGCUGUCUCUUGUGCGUACCCGCUUUGUUGGACACCUUCGUGAUGUUAGACGAUUAAUUGUCGCCAUGUCUCGCGCCCGACUUGGGUUGUAUGUUUUUUGUCGCCGCUCCUUGUUUGAGCAAUGCUAUGAGCUACAGCCAACAUUCCGGCUACUACUUCAAAGGCCUGAUCAUCUUGCUCUAAAUCUCUAUGAGGAUACAUCAUAUACUGAUCGGCACGUUGGAGACACAAGAGAUAGGUAUCUAGUCAGUGGUGUUGAGGAGAUGAGCAGGAUUGUCAUGGAUAAGAUAUAUCGGAUUUAUCAGGUGAGGAACCCCCAAUGGGAUCAAUAUAUGGCCCAUUCUGAACAAGCAGCUGGUGCCGUGAGUGACAAUGGAGCUCCUAAUGACCAUAUGAUUUCAACAUCAUCACAGGAAACUGAGAAUGCUAGCACGCCUGUGCCUCCGAGCAACACAUCCGGAAAUAUUCUCACCAAUAAUGAAGAGGAUAGUGCAGCAGUCCAUGAUCCUGUUAAUGAGAAAGAUGGAGAAUUAUCUCUACAGAGUCAACAGAAAGGGGAAACUGAGCCGGAAGUCCAUAAAUCUGAUGGAAAUGGAGACAUGCUAGAGAGCUCGAAUGAUGAGACAAAGAUGCAGGAGUAGUCUGUUGUAUGAAUCCAUUUAUGGUUGAAGAUCCGCUGCCCCUUUUAUCCGGCAGUGUCAAGGAGCAGUUCCCGGAGAGUUGGAAUGAUACGGUUGACCCUCUUUCUCAUAGUCGGCUCCACUUGUAGACGAGAUGAGCAGUUUCUCGAGAACACCAUCAAAUAGUUAAAUAUGUAAUGUCCUCUGUUCCCAAGGGAGCACGUGGCGAUUUUGAAAUACCGUACUGGAAGAGAUUGUGAAGUGCAUCCUCAGGGUCCAGGGUAGAAAUUGUAGCAUAGUUUCUGCUGUACAGCACCUAAUUAUCGAUCUUGGUAAUAUUAGAUGCAGCCAAUCUUUGAGCUUUGACAAUGUUGUUUCUUUUGAUUUCUGCUUCUCCAUGGCUUGGUUUCCGAAGUUUCGCCAAUAAUCAUCUGAAGAAAUUCGAUUUUUUCUUC